UAUCCGAUACGGAUACCACGUAUCCCCGAUUAAAUGGGCCGAAAACUUCGGAUCGGAAACGUUUCCGCGCCUGGAUUCGGCCCAGCCGGCCCAACAUCACAGCACAUCCCACCUCCUGCCCUACUCCCGUGACCCGUCGGGCGUCGGCUCUCCCACGCGCAGCCGCCUCACGCAGCGCAUCGCCGCAUCCUCCCGCUCGACCUGACGGCUGACGCAGCGCCUCCGCCUCUCGUCGGCCGCCGUCCGCUGGCCGCCGUCCGUGAGGCCGCCUUCUGCCAGCCGCCGUCCGCCUCCCGCGGCCACGGGCCGCGAGGCCGCCUCCCGCCGGCCGCAGGCUGCCUCCCGUCGGCCUCCGUCCGCCCGUGAUUACUCCCGUCGGCCUCCGGCGUAAGGAGCCCCAGCCCCUGUUCAGAUAGGAUUAUGGAUGCGAAAGAGAAGCCACAGAUGACCAGCAGCAUGCCGCAGCGGCGUCCGGACUGCAUAAAGUGCUUUGAUGCUCUGUGGUUUUGCUACUCGCCAUUCCACCAGAUGCAGAACUACUACCGGUAUGGGGAGUUUGACAACUGCUUUGGCAAGUGGGGUGACCUUGUGGACUGCCUCGCUCUCAAGACGAAGCGGGCUGCAGAGGCGGAGGAGAUCCUCAUCGCGCGGGAGAAGGCCAAGCCACACAUCUGGACCUUCCGGACAGUCGAUGAAGCGUCAGAGAACUGGUGGAGGAUGUAUAAGCAUCUUGUGUUGAUGUCACCACCACUGCCAGGUGCUGCGCAGCCUCCUCCCAAGUCUGAUAAAUCUUGAGAGUUGAGGAUGUUUCUGCAAGUGUUCUGUUUGUGUUUAUGUUGCAUUUUGAUAUUAGCGGUGAGUUCUGUUGAAAUCUGGUUGUAAGUUACACACCUAUAAAGUGGAAUCAUUGAGUUAGAAAGACAACUAUCUGAUGAAUUCUGAAUAACUGGGACUUGGAUUCUUAUUGGAUUUGGAUCAGAACACAAUAAAGCUGCUUAUGUAGCGGCGUUUCCCAUUACGAAUAUGUAACACAUCUAUACUGUCAUGAUCAAGUUUUGUGGUAAGGUAUUGAACCAACGUAAUGGAAUCAUGAAGGAUCUGUAAA
Molecule: messenger RNA, 1105 nt
Organism: Setaria italica (foxtail millet)
Lineage: Eukaryota; Viridiplantae; Streptophyta; Magnoliopsida; Poales; Poaceae
Exons: 2
Coding region: 421-795 (124 amino acids)
Source: RefSeq, a predicted model, not a curated record